Molecule: messenger RNA, 4119 nt
Organism: Adelges cooleyi (spruce gall adelgid)
Lineage: Eukaryota; Metazoa; Arthropoda; Insecta; Hemiptera; Adelgidae
Gene: fliI
Product: protein flightless-1
Exons: 22
Coding region: 312-4043 (1243 amino acids)
Biological process (GO): actin polymerization or depolymerization; barbed-end actin filament capping; actin filament severing
Cellular component (GO): actin cytoskeleton; nucleus; cytoplasm
Molecular function (GO): actin filament binding; phosphatidylinositol-4,5-bisphosphate binding
Source: RefSeq, a predicted model, not a curated record
CUAUCAGAUAGGUGUAUUUAAAUAGUUUAUAGUAUUUACUUUGCAACAGUAAUCGCUUUAGAAAAUAAGUGUACCUAGUAUGUCAUCGGAUAGUUUUCGUCUUACUAAUUAUGACUCGUGUAUGGUGUAUGUAUUCUGUUUUUUAAGCUGCAAUUAAACUUAAAUUUGUUUUGAUUGUUUAUAUUUACUGUGCGAAAUAAGUUAAUAUUAAUGUAAGAGAUAUAAUUUUGUAAUUAUACUGGCUUAUUUGUGUAUUACAUUAACCAUCGUAAAAUGAUACAUCCCUGAAUUUAACUCACAAAUAUAUAAUAAUGGCCAAUACUGGUGUUCUACCUUUUGUUCGUGGAAUAGAUUUCAGUAAUAACGAUUUUGAGAAAUGCAAGUUCCCUUGUGCUGUAAAGUCAAUGUCUAGUGUUCAAUGGCUUAACUUAAAUAGAGUUAAAUUACAUGAAAUUCCUUUGGAAAUUGGAAAACUUGGAAAAUUGGAACAUUUAUCAAUUGCCCACAAUAAUAUAGAAAAACUACAUGGAGAACUCACAGAUUUAUGUUCUUUGCGAACAUUAAUUGCUCGUCACAAUUGUAUUAAAAGUUCUGGAAUACCCCCAGAACUUUUUUGUAACAAUGACAGCUCAACUGAAUUGACUACUUUAGAUUUAAGUCAUAAUCGUUUAACAAGGAUCCCCGAGGGACUAGAGUCAUCUUCUUGUUUAUUAGUGCUCAACUUAUCUCAUAACAGGAUCAGUUCUAUUCCAAAUCAGUUAUUUGUUCAUCUAACUGACUUAUUGUCAUUAGAUUUAAGUAAUAAUGAUUUGCAGACUUUGCCUCCGCAAAUGCGAAGAUUGACAAAUUUACAAACAUUGAUAUUAAAUAAUAAUCCACUAGAUCACUUUCAAUUAAGGCAAUUGCCAUCAAUGAAGAACUUGACUAUGCUUCAUAUGAGGAACACACAUCGAAAUUUGACUAAUAUGCCACCAAGUCUUGAAUCAUUGACUGCUCUUACAGAUUUAGAUUUAAGUUGCAAUCAAUUACCUAAAGUUCCAGAUGCUCUUUAUACAUUAAUAAAUUUAAAAAGAUUAAAUUUAUCUUCAAAUGUUAUUACAGAACUGUCACUGGCAUUAGAAGUGUGGCAAGAACUUGAAGUAUUACAACUUUCUGAUAAUGAAUUAACAUCACUUCCAUCAUCAUUAUGUAAAUUAUCAAAUCUUAAAAGAUUAUAUAUUAAUUACAAUAAAUUAAAUUUUGAUGGGAUUCCAUCCGGCAUUGGCAAACUUUCUGCUUUAGAAGUUUUUUCUGCAUGUGGAAACAUUUUGGAAAUGAUACCCGAAGGCCUUUGUCGGUGUGGUAAUUUAAAAAAACUUUUGCUGGGUUCAAAUAAAUUAAUUACUUUACCUGAUACAAUUCACUUAUUAAAAGAUAUUGAAGUAUUAGAUUUAAAUAAUAACCCAGAUUUGAUAAUGCCACCAAAACCUACUAGUUUGGCUACUGAAGGAUUACAAUUUUACAAUAUUGAUUUUUCUCUUCAAAAUCAGUUAAGGCUUGCAGGAGCUGUUGUUCCUAAUUCAGUGCAGCCUACACAAACAGUGAAUCGUGAUCCAAUUGCAAGAAAAUUGCGGCUACGUAGAAGUAAAAGAGACCACGAAGAAGAGAAACAAGCCAAAAUUCUGAAGGGUAUGCAAGACAUAGCAAAUGACAAAAAUAAUGAAAGUUUUAAUGAUUCAAUAAAAGUUGAAUCUCUAAAGCCUAAAAGAUGGGAUGAAUCAUUGGAAAAACCAGCAGUUGACUAUGGAGAACUAUUUGAAGAAGGCACUGGAAGAUUGCCUGGUCUUAGUGUUUGGGAGAUAGAAAACUUUUUGCCUAACAUGGUUGAUGAAGUGGCCCAUGGAAAAUUAUAUCGAGGAGAUUGUUAUAUUGUUCUACAUACUAUUAUUAACGAAAAUUCAGAUAACUUAUAUUGGAAAAUAUAUUUUUGGAUUGGUGACAAUGCUUCACUUGAUAAAAGAGCAUGUGCUGCUAUACAUGCUGUGAAUUUAAGAAAUUUUUUGGGUGCUGAGUGCAGAACUAUUCGUGAAGAAUUGGGUGAAGAGUCUGAUGAAUUUAUAUCAUUAUUUGAUUCACCAUUAGUUUAUAUAGAUGGUGGACGAACAACGAGUGGAUUUUAUACAGUUGAAGAUAUUACUUAUGCUACUCGCAUGUUCAGAGUACAUGCACAUGGCACAUCUGUCCAUUUAGAACCCGUCAAGUUGUGUUAUUCAUCAUUGGACAUCAAUUAUGUAUUUGUUUUAGAUUCCGGACUUACUAUUUUCUUAUGGCAAGGCCCUAAAGCAAAAAAUACACUUAAAUCAAAAGCCAGGCUUUUAGCAGAAAAAAUCAAUAAAAAUGAAAGAAAAAACACUGCUGAAAUCAUUCUUGAGGAGUAUGGUGAGGAAAGCAAAGCAUUUCGGGAUUUAUUAGAAAUGGAUGAUGACUUUAACUCUGCUACAGAUGUACAAGCUCAUGUAUCAGAUAAUUUUGAACCACCCCGUCCACGUCUUUACCAAGUAAAAUUAGGUAUGGGCUACUUGGAGUUGCCUCAAGUUGAAAUUUUUCACAACAACUUAGAACAUUCACUUUUGAGUUCAAAAAAUGUUUAUAUUUUAGACUGUUCUAUUGAUUUAUAUGUUUGGUUUGGUAAGAAAUCAACCAGAUUGGUAAGAGCAGCUGCUGUUAAGUUGUCACAAGAGUUAUUUUCUAUGAUUGAGCGUCCAGAUUUCGCACUAACUAUUAGAAUUCAAGAAGGUACUGAGCCUCAAAUAUUUAAGAUUCGGUUUGUUGGAUGGGAGGAAGUAAUUGCAGUAGAUUUUACUCGUACUGCUGAAUCUGUACAAAAAACCGGUGCUGAUUUAACUAAAUGGGCAAUGAAACAAGAGACAAAACAUGAUUUAGCUGCCCUAUUUACUCCCCGACAGCCAUCGAUGUUAUUCACUGAAGCGAUGCAAUUGAUGCAAGAUUGGAAUGACGAUCUUGAUCAGAUGGAAUCAUUUGUUUUAGAAGGGAAAAAAUUUGUUCGGUUACCAGAAGAUGAGUUAGGUCAUUUUUAUAGCAAAGAUUGUUAUGUAUUCUUGUGUCGCUAUUGGGUGCCAGUUGAUGAUGAAGAUGGUAUUGAUGAUACUACGGAUAAUCAACCAGAAGAAGAUUUCCAAUGUGUUGUUUAUUUUUGGCAAGGCCGUGAAGCUUCAAAUAUGGGUUGGUUAACAUUUACAUUUAGUUUAGAAAAACAAUUUAAAGCCAUGUUAGGAGAAAAAUUGGAAGUAGUUCGAACUCAUCAGCAACAAGAAAAUAUUAAGUUUUUAUCACAUUUCAAAAGAAGAUUUGUAAUCCAUUCUGGCAAAAGAAAAGAAAAGCCAUCUCCUGUUGAACUCUAUCAUUUGAGAUCUAAUGGUAGUGCACUAUAUUCCCGACUUAUUGAGAUUAAACCUGAUGCCAGAAAUUUAAAUUCAGCCUUUUGUUAUAUCGUAAGAGUACAGUUUGAUCAAGAAGACACAAAUGGAAUUGUUUAUUUAUGGAUAGGCUCUAAAGCUGACCCAGAAGAUAUUAAACUUGCUGAAGGAAUUGCUGAUGAGAUGUUUAAUGACGCAUGGACAAGUCUUCAAGUUCUCAAUGAAGGGGAAGAACCCAAUAACUUUUUUUGGGUAGCGUUAGGAGGAGAAAAACCAUAUGAGUGUGACGCUGACUAUAUGAAUUACACUAGACUCUUUCGAUGUUCUAAUGAAAAAGGGUAUUUUACUAUAUCAGAAAAAUGUUCAGACUUUUGUCAAGAUGAUUUAGCAGAUGAUGAUAUCAUGAUUUUGGAUAAUGGUGAACAGGUAUUCAUGUGGAUUGGUGCAAGAAGCAGUGAAGUUGAAAUAAAACUUGCUUAUAAAUCUGCGCAGGUGUAUAUACAACAUUUAAGAGCUAAGCAGCCAGAAAAACCACGGAAAUUAAUGUUGGCAUUGAAAAACAAGGAAUCGCGUCGUUUUACUAAAUGUUUUCAUGGAUGGAAUGUUCAUAAAAAAACUCCAGAAUAAUUUAAUAUGGAACUCUGUACUUAACUGUGUUCUUCAAAAACUUUUUUUUAUCUAUUUAUUAAAUAUGUUUAUUUUA